Pteronotus mesoamericanus is the source of this 1993-nucleotide messenger RNA. Its product is annotated as guanylate-binding protein 7-like. The transcript has 11 exons. The coding region runs from base 101 to 1936 and encodes 611 amino acids. Gene Ontology annotation, molecular function: GTPase activity; GTP binding. NCBI's taxonomy places the organism in Eukaryota, Metazoa, Chordata, Mammalia, Chiroptera, Mormoopidae. The record is from RefSeq and is a predicted model, not a curated record.
AAAGAGAACAGUUGGUAUCCGGAGGAGCCGGGCGCUGAAGGAGCUGGAAGAGCGCAGCUGCCAACGUGUGCCCUGCCUGCAGCUCCCAAGACAGCUUACCAUGGCAUCUGGAUCCACUACAAUGAACCCCAUCUGCCUGGUAGAAAACCAGAAAAAUCAGCUGAGAGUAAAUCCCAAAGCACUUGAGAUUCUCGACAAGAUCUCUCAGCCUGUGGUGGUGGUGGCCAUUGCAGGGCCAUAUCGGACAGGAAAAUCCUAUCUAAUGAACCGCCUGGCAGGGCAGAACCAUGGUUUCCCUCUUGGCUUCAUGAUGCACUCUGAAACCAAGGGCAUCUGGAUGUGGUGUAUGCCGCACCCCUCCAAGCCAAAUCACACUCUGGUCCUUCUGGACACUGAGGGUUUGGGUGAUGCAGAAAAGGGGAACCAAAAGAAUGACUCGUGGAUCUUCGCCCUGGCCGUGCUUCUGAGCAGCAUGUUCGUCUACAACAGCAUGGGCACCAUCAACAACCAGGCCCUGGAGCAGCUGCACUAUGUGACUGAAUUAACACAGCUAAUCAGGACAAAAUCCUCUCCCAGCUCUGGUGAAGAAGAUGACUCAGCCGAGUUUAUGAGUUUCUUUCCAGAUCUUAUCUGGGCUGUACGUGAUUUCAUGCUGCAGCUGGAGAUGGAUGGACUCCCCAUCACUGAAGAUGAAUACCUGCAGAAUGCCUUGAAGUUGAUUCCAGGUGAGGAUCCUCAAAUCCAAAAAGCCAACUUGCCUAGAGGAUUUAUCAGAAAGUUCUUUCCAAGGAGGAAUUGCUUUGUCCUUGACCGGCCUACAAAUGACAAAAAAUUAUUGCAGCAUAUGGAAGACAUGCCAGAAAACCAACUAGAUUUGAAUUUCCAAGAGCAAUCCAAAAAUUUCUGUCAAUAUAUCUUCACACAUGCAAAAACCAAAACCAUAAGACAGGAAAUCAUUGUCACUGGGAAUGGGCUGGGGACUCUGGCAAAGGCCUAUGUGGACACCAUCAACAGUGGAGUGGUGCCUUGUUUGGAGAACGCAGUGGCAGCCCUGGCCCAGCUUGAGAACUCAGCGGCCCUGCAGAAGGCAGCCGACCACUACAGCCAGCAGAUGGCCCAGCAAGUGAGGCUCCCCACAGACACGCUCCAGGAGCUGCUGGACCUGCACGCGGCCUGUGAGAGGGAAGCCAUUAAAGUGUUCAUGGAGAACUCCUUCAAGGAUGACAAUCAGGUGUUCCAGAAAAAGCUUAUGGAAACCAUAGAGAUGAGGAAGGAAGAUUUCUUCCUUCAGAAUGAAGAGGCAUCUGGUAAAUAUUGCCAGGCUCAGCUAAAGCAGCUUUCAGAGCCCUUAAUGGAAAGUAUUUCAAGAGGAACUUUCUCUGUGCCUGGAGGAUACAAUCUCUACUUAGAAACAAUGGACAACAUUGAACAAUCCUAUAAUCUGGUGCCCAGGAAAGGAACUAAGGCAAACGAAGUCUUCCAAAGCUUCCUGCAGGCACAGGCUGCAACAAAGGAAUCCAUCCUGCAGGCAGACAAAGCCCUUACUGCUGGGGAGAAGGAUCUGGCAGCUGAGCGUGCCAAAAAUUGGGAAACUGAGAAGGAGCAGGAGCUGGUAAGGCAGAAACUGAAGGAACAGCAGGAAAAAUUGGAGGCUCAAGAGAAAAGCUUCCAGGAAAACUUAGUGCAACUGAAAGAGAAGAUGAAGAGAGGAAGUGAGAACCGACUAAGAGAGCUGGAGAGAAUGCUGGAGUACAAGUUGAAGAUCCAAGAAGAACUACUUACUGAGGGAUUUGAAAAGGAAUCUGAGAAGAUGAGGAAAGAGAUAAGUCAACUAAAACAAGAGAUUCAAGAAACUGAAAACUUUUGGCCCUCCAUAUUUAUAGAGCUCUUUUGUAUGGCAGCUGGUGUAUUACUGGGGCCCUCCAUGGUCCAGUGAAGAAAGUAGGCAGACUUUUUUUCAGAUUGGCUGAGAAUGUUUAGUAAAUAUAUUAUA